Coccinella septempunctata (seven-spotted ladybird) is the source of this 1831-nucleotide messenger RNA. RefSeq lists its product as uncharacterized. The record is from RefSeq and is a predicted model, not a curated record. Bases 90 to 1748 code for a protein of 552 amino acids. NCBI's taxonomy places the organism in Eukaryota, Metazoa, Arthropoda, Insecta, Coleoptera, Coccinellidae. The transcript is spliced from 8 exons.
CACUAGCAUAGCAUUGCGGUUUCACUGGUAUUAUAUUAUAAUCAUUUUAUUUGUAUUUAUGACAAAAUAGAGUUUGAAAAUAUUUUUAUAUGAUGACAAUGCGUAGAGUCCAUAGCACAUUUGUUAAUAUUAUUCGAAAACGUUUUUUCGCUGCAAAACUGUAUAAUGAAACAUUCAAAAGGAAAAUGUUCAAGCCCCAUGUGUUCAAAGGUGCAAUUUGUGUAGCAUCAGGUGCUACUUUGAUGAGUUUUGUACCAACAAAUUUGAGUAAAGAUUGUGAUGCAGUAGCGAGUGUUUAUGGGAUACUUCGCUUCUUCAGAUCGUUAUCUAUUGGCCUGCGGAUAUCCAUUGAUUAUUAUUUCUCAAUGUUGGGUUUGAGUGAGAACGAGCCAAAUUACCACAUCAUGAUGAGCAGGAUUCAUUUAAGAGCAGCAAAUUCCAUUCUUGAUGGUUGUUUACAGAAUGGUGGAUCUUAUAUAAAAUUAGGACAAGGUUUAGUUGCUAUGAGCCAUAUUUUACCAAAAGAAUAUAUAUCUACGCUCAAAGUUUUACAAGAUAAAUGUCUGGUAAGAGGCAGUGACGAAAUAGAAAAAAUUUUCCAAGAAGAUUUUGACAAAAGCACCUGUGAUUUAUUUAAGAAAUUUGACCCGAUACCUAUUGCUGCUGCUAGUUUAGCUCAGGUGUAUAAAGCAGAAACACACAACAAUGAAUCAGUUGCUGUGAAAGUUCAGUAUAUAGACUUAAGGAAAAGGUUUCUCACAGACGUAUCCACAGUGAAGUUUCUUCUGAAUAUAGCAGGCUGGAUGCAUCCUGAUUUCAAUUUCAGUUGGAUUCUAGAUGAUUUGAAAGAUACUCUCGAACAGGAAUUGGAUUUCAUUAAUGAAGGUGUUAAUUCUGAAAAAUGUGCCAAUGAUUUAUCGCAUUUGACCUAUAUCCAUGUACCCAAGGUUUUUUGGGAUUAUUCAAGCAAGAGAGUCUUGGUCACAGAAUUCAUCGAAGGUAUCAAAAUAAGCGAAAUUGAUAAAUUAGAAAAAGAAAAUUUAUCAUUGGCUGAUAUUGAUAAUAAGUUAUUUGAGGCAUUUGGGCAUCAAAUUUUUCAAACUGGGUUUGUUCAUGCUGAUCCACAUUCCGGAAACAUUUUAGUGCGAAAAAAGAAAAAUACCGCGGAAUUAGUACUUUUGGACCAUGGUCUGUACCAGCAGAUAUCUGAUAAGGAGAGAAGAGCUCUAAGCCAUAUGUGGAAGGCAAUGGUUUUGAACAAUCAUUCUGAUAUGAAGAAAUAUUCUGAAAUGUUGGGAGUUGAAGAUUACCAAGUAUUUGCUGAAAUUUUGGCCCAAGCACCCCUGAAGACCAAUAACUUCCGCUUGAAGCCAAAAUUAACAGAGGAUGAUAUGAGAGUUAUAACAGAUUUCGCUAGAAAAAGGUUUGACUCUAUAAUGAGUUGUUUGAAAAAAAUGCCCUCAACUCUUCUUCUUGUCUUAAGGAAUUUGAAUACCAUAAGAGCUAUUUGUCAUGACCACGGUAAUCCGAUAGACAGAUACUCUGUCCUCGCAAGAGCGGCCAUUAAAUCAACACAUGAAUCUCACAAUAUAUUGAAGAAAGUUGCCUUGGUUCCUCAUUGGACAUAUUAUGAAUUUAAAUUAAUGACCAAUAGGUUCACUACGUGGUUGAAACAAGUGAUUACUAAAAUUUUAGUAAAUAUGGGAUUAGUACCUGAUAUACACAAACUCAUGAAGGAUGUCAUGUAAAAAUGGAUAUUAUUUUAAAAAUGUUUGACAUUUAUGCUAAAUGUUCAAAAUUUAUGAUAAUAGGUAAUAUAUUAUUCUAUUUA